Messenger RNA from Lutra lutra (Eurasian river otter), 511 nucleotides. Its product is annotated as KRAB domain-containing protein 5-like. NCBI's taxonomy places the organism in Eukaryota, Metazoa, Chordata, Mammalia, Carnivora, Mustelidae. The record is from RefSeq and is a predicted model, not a curated record. The transcript has 5 exons. Gene Ontology annotation, biological process: regulation of DNA-templated transcription. The coding region runs from base 251 to 511 and encodes 86 amino acids.
ACCUUUAUUAGGAAGAGAACUGAUCAUGAUGUGGGAAACAAAGGCAGAAGAAAACAUACUAAUAUCCUUAUACCUACAGGUCAUUGACAUAUCCUUGAAACAGGCAGAGUGACAUUCCUCCAAGGACUCAACUGCCAUGAUGUUAAUAGGUUGCUAAUGGGAAAAGACAAUCUUGACCUGAACUCCCCAACCCCCACCAGGAUCCUAUCCCUCGUGAGGACGAAAUCUAGAGGUGGAGGCGAAAGCAAUAAUGGCCAGUUCUCAGGGACAGCUGACCUUCAGGGAUGUGGCCGUAGAAUUCUCUGAGGAGGAGUGGGGACGCCUGACCCACACUCAGCGGCAACUGUACAGGGAUGUGAUGUUGGAGAACUACGGACACCUCCUCUUCUUGGGUCUCACGGUGUCAAAGCCACACCUGAUCAUGUUUUUGGAGCAACAGAAGCGGCUCUGGGAUGGGAAGAGAAAGGAGACCGAAGGCUUCCAUCCAGGGAUUCUCCUUCAGCUCCAGUGA